This is a messenger RNA of Sitophilus oryzae (rice weevil), 1669 nucleotides long. Its product is annotated as putative fatty acyl-CoA reductase CG5065. The coding region runs from base 94 to 1638 and encodes 514 amino acids. Gene Ontology annotation, biological process: long-chain fatty-acyl-CoA metabolic process. Gene Ontology annotation, cellular component: peroxisome. NCBI's taxonomy places the organism in Eukaryota, Metazoa, Arthropoda, Insecta, Coleoptera, Curculionidae. The record is from RefSeq and is a predicted model, not a curated record. The transcript is spliced from 9 exons. Gene Ontology annotation, molecular function: alcohol-forming very long-chain fatty acyl-CoA reductase (NADP+) activity.
UAUGUGUGGAUACAGUAAUUAUAAAUCAUUGCAAACGUCACAUAUAUCAGUGAAUACACUUAAGAAAAUAUUAAAAAUAUACCCAAAAAAGCAAUGGACCAAAAACAAUCUUUGAGACAAUUUUUUAAAGGAAAGAAUAUUUUUAUAACUGGUGGUAGUGGAUUUAUGGGUAAAGCUCUCAUAGAAAAACUCUUGAGAAGUUGUCCAGAUAUUGAAAACAUUUAUAUGCUGAUCAGGCCCAAAAAAGGAAAGUCUUUAAACGAGAGAUUGCAAGAAAUAUUUUCUAAUUGUCUGUUCGAAAUUCUGCAAAAUACAAAUCCAGAAAUUUUUAAAAAAGUUAUUCCUAUCAAUGGAAAUGUCUUGGAAAAGAAUUUGGGUUUAUCAAAUGAAGACAGACAAUUGCUGAUCGAAAAAAUUCACAUUGUUUUCAACGCAGCUGCCUCUGUAAAAUUUGACGAUUUUUUUAACGUAGGCAUACUGACAAAUUUGAGGAGUGCAAGAGAUGUUGCUUUAUUGGCUUUGGAUAUGAAGCAUAUAUGUUCGUUUGUUCACGUAUCGACAGCAUUUUGCAACAUCAAUGAAAAAGAAAUUGUAGAAGAGAAGCUAUAUCUUCCUAGAGGAGAUUGGAGAGAAGCUAUCUACGUUUCUGAAAAUGGAGACAACACCAUAGUGAACACUUUGUCGCAUAAGUAUCUGGAAGGCUUUCCCAACACUUACACCUACACCAAACACUUGGCAGAACACUGUGUUAACGAUCUGUUGGCCGACAAAAUUCCCACUGUCAUAGUGAGACCUACGAUAGUUAUUCCUAGUCUAUAUGAGCCUUUUGUUGGCUGGCUGGAUAACAUGAAUGGACCAAUGGGCAUCUUGUCAGCAGCCGGAGCUGGAUUGCUAAGGAUAGCUUUCGGACACCCUGAUGUUUCCAUUGACUGCAUCCCUGUAGAUGAAGCUGUCAAAGUAUUCCUUGUGACAUGUUGGCACGUAGCGAACACAGGACCUACAAAUACUGCGUUGGUGGUGAACGCCAGCGCUCACGGUGAGAAGCUCAUGUCUGUCAACGACAUAGCUUCCAUUGCUCUGGAAAUAUCCUGGAAAACGCCCAUGGAGUACAAGAUUUGGUAUCCGACCAAUCCAUCCACAGCACUGACAGAGUCCAAGUUAUAUUAUAACAUUAAUGUGAUACUGUUCCAUGUUAUACCAGCAUUUUUUUUGGAUUUGAUUAUAAGAGCCGCCGGGUAUCCACCGAUAAUAAUGAAGAUUCAAAGAAAAUUGUACAACGGUACUGCAGCCCUGGCUUACUUCAUGUGUCACGAAUGGCAGUUCCUCAAUCCGGUACUAAGGAGAAUAUUUGAGGAACUACCGGAGUCAGAAGUGGCAGAAUUCAAGUACGGAUCUGUCAAAGACGACGAACACGUCUAUAGGUACUUGUGCGCGUGUGUCAACACUGCCAGAUGGAUAUUGCUGAAAGAGACCAAAGAAGUCAAACCCUCCUCGCAUAAAACACACAAAUUGGUAUAUGUUCUGGACAGAAUAUGUAAAACAAGCUUCUUCAUUUGGUUGUUCUGGUUUGUCUUUAUCAAGCACUCUUUGCUCGUAGUUUUAUAUCAGGCACUGAAGAAUUACUGGAUUAGUUUAUAAUAAAAUGGUUUUAAAUUAUUAUUCUUUGUAU